Staurois parvus is the source of this 280-nucleotide messenger RNA. The record is from the annotation of a GenBank genome assembly. Lineage: Eukaryota; Metazoa; Chordata; Amphibia; Anura; Ranidae.
GCUCAUAUCUCCAGAGAGAUUAGAUUGUAUUGUAUUGCAGUGUCUUUAUAUACUCGGUCAAGUUCAUUGCCUAUCUGUAUGCAAUUGCACUGCGUGUUGGCAGAUUGCAUGCAGAUUGUAAAAGGUAACAGACGGAGAUCUGUGUGUGUGUGAUGGCCCAGCAGGACAGUAAAACUGUUGGGUGGUGGCAAGCUACCGUUUGUGGUGUGUCUGGUGUGGGGGAGGGGUGGACAGUGGAAGAGUGAUUAACACCGGGGUUCUAGCUUGUAGGACAGCUGGA